AUGACGAAUAACGAAGCUGCUUGGAUCAAGCAUGAUAAGGCCUACCCUCUUGAAGUCGGUCCAGCCCCUUUCCCUGAAGCUGGACCUGGAGAAGUCGUUCUUAAAAACCAGGUGAUAGCAUUGAACCCUGUUGAGUGGAACAUUCAGGCGAACAACUUUUUCAUCAAGGACUUCCCCUUCAUCCUCGGUGCUGAUGCCGCAGGCUAUGUUGAGGAAGUAGGCGAAGGAGUAACUCAUGUACAAAAGGGGCAGCGCGUGAUGGGGUAUUGCAUGGGUCUCGGUGUGAACAAACCUUCAUACGGCGCCUUCCAGCGGUACCCGACCCUGUUUGCUUCACUCGUUUCCCCAAUUCCCGAUUCAAUCACUUUGGAGCAGGCAGCUGUGCUGCCUCUGGCCAUUACCACCGCCGCGACGAGCAUGUACCACCAGGACCACCUCGCUCUCCCACUUCCACAGCUGGGAGUCCCGAGAACUCACGAGACAGCCAAAACAAUCUUGAUCUGGGGCGGCGCGUCAUCCGUCGGGAGCGUCGCGAUCCAGCUGGCUGUAGCAUCUGGCCUUGACAUCAUCACGACAGCCUCGAAGCACAACCAUGAGUUCGUUCAGUCUCUUGGCGCCGCUCAGGUCUUUGACUACAAGUCAGCGACAGUGGUUGACGAGAUAGUUGCUGCGCUUUCCGGCAAGAACCUGGUAGGCGUUUACGACUGCAUAUCAGAGCCGGAAUCCAUGGAGCCCCUUGGAGCCAUUCUCGAUCGAACUGGACCCAGCAAGGUCUGCUUCAUUGUGCCUCCAAAGAUAAAUCUCUCCAAGAAUAUACAGUGGACAAUGUCUCUGGCUUUUGAGAUUAUGAACGACAAGGGGAAGCCGGUACUCGACCACGUGUGGGGCAAAUUUGUGCCAAAGGCCAUCGUAAACAAACAACUCAGGCCUAAGCCGGACCCAGUCGUGGUUGGUAAUGGACUUGAGGACAUCCAAGCUGGCAUGGACAAGCAAAAAGCAGGGGUUUCAGCCAAAAAGCUCGUAAUCAGGCUCUAA
This is a messenger RNA of Colletotrichum truncatum, 1035 nucleotides long. Its product is annotated as Zinc-binding alcohol dehydrogenase domain-containing protein cipB 2. Lineage: Eukaryota; Fungi; Ascomycota; Sordariomycetes; Glomerellales; Glomerellaceae. Gene Ontology annotation, molecular function: oxidoreductase activity, acting on NAD(P)H. The record is from RefSeq and is a predicted model, not a curated record.